Phacochoerus africanus (Common warthog) is the source of this 2288-nucleotide messenger RNA. It is a transcript of the gene USE1, whose product is annotated as unconventional SNARE in the ER 1. The transcript is spliced from 8 exons. Gene Ontology annotation, molecular function: SNAP receptor activity. Gene Ontology annotation, biological process: retrograde vesicle-mediated transport, Golgi to endoplasmic reticulum. Lineage: Eukaryota; Metazoa; Chordata; Mammalia; Artiodactyla; Suidae. The coding region runs from base 1450 to 2271 and encodes 273 amino acids. The record is from RefSeq and is a predicted model, not a curated record. Gene Ontology annotation, cellular component: endoplasmic reticulum; SNARE complex.
AAAGGACCUGCCUUGUUCCUCCAUCCAACUUUGCUACUGAAAUUUCACACAUACUCUUCACACAAGGGCGGUGGGCUUUGCUGGAGGUGCUUUUUAUUGAUCCAGAAAGCUGGGGAAGCAGGCAGCUCCUGGCAGAGCCGCAUUCUCCUCACUGAAUGUGAGGUGAGCCUGCUGUCCUGGGAGCUGCCUCUUGUCACAUCUAGCCUCUCCCCAGGUGGGGCUUACAUGUCAGCUGAAAGGGCCAUCUGCCCUGGGUUGAAAAGGAGGCGGGGUCAGUCCCUGGGAACCCACUAAAACCAGAAGCAACACCUUCACCACACCACCACCCCCAGCAGAGGAGGUCCCAGUUUGCAACCAGAUGGGUAGUUGUGGGAACCAGCUGGCAGGUGGGGCCAGUGGGGUAGGGAAGUUGGAGACCAUGACAAACCUGAGUUGAGAUGACAAUGCCAAAGAGUUAGAGGGCUUGUUCAAGGCCACAAAGCUGGGAAAGGGUAGGGCUGGGAUUCAGACCCUGCCCUGUCUGCCUCUAGAGCCUCCUUUUAUCAAUACCCUGAUUUUGGUCUCCUCCAUGGUACUUUACAGGAUACCAGGCCCACAGGUGAUGACCUGAGGGACGGGGAGGUGGUUGAGAGCUGCGUGCUGGGCUUCAGUCCCUGUGAAGCCCCCAUCCUCACCCAGUCCACUCCAGGAGGGGGACUCAAACAAGGAGCUUUGGCUUCCUGGGAACUCAGGCGGGGUUCCAACCAUGGGGAUCUGGGCACUAGGGGUGACCUGACCCCACCUCUCACAACCAGGACUAGCUCAUGUCGUUGCCACACUGCCUGUUUCCCAAGGGAGGUCUAGAAAAAGUUAAGAAACUCACUAGGCCAUGGUGGGAGGUGGAGUCAGACUCAAGGCUGGGUGAAAUCAUAGCCGCAAAAGUUCGGAUCGGUUCCCAAGUCUUGGAUGCUAAAACCCCAGCUCAGGGCCUCUGCCCUGGGAGAAUCCAGGGAGCGCUGCCUGUGUGGAAGAGGCCAGUGAAAGAACCCAGGAAGGAGUGAGGAGCGGGAGCGGGGGAUUUUGAGCAGGAGAGAAGUAAUGAGCACUUCACGGGUUGCAUAUGGGCCUGGCAGGAAGGACUAUCUUUUCGACCCUUCUAGAAGGGUCAAGAUGCUCACCAGAGGUAGUUGCCUUGUGGUGCAGUGAGUUAAGGAUCCUGCGUUCAUUGCAGCGGCCCCGCUGGCUGCUGUGGCGCGGGUUCGAUCCCUGGCUCAGGAGCUUCCACAUGCCAGCGGGCAUGGCACACAAGGAUAAGCAAGCAAUUCAGCACUGAGUAAAUAUAAAGGGGAUGGCGUCUCAGUUGAAACAAAACAUCACUUCGGCCUCCCCAAACAAGAAUGGGACACCAAACGAGCAGGGCACUUCCGCCCGGAAGGAGACUAACGGAAGGAACUUCCGCCACCUAUUAAGAUGGCGCCGGCGGAAGGGGCGGAGUGCCGCUGGGUGGCGAUGGCAGCGUCAAGGCUGGAGCUGAACCUGGUGCGGCUCUUGUGCCGCUGCGAGGCGAUGGCAGCAGAGAAACGGGACCCGGACGAGUGGCGUUUAGAAAAGUACGUGGGAGCUCUUGAAGACAUGCUGCAGGUCCUGAAAGCACAGGCGAGCAAACCGGCGUCCGAGGUGAUCAAUGAAUAUUCUCGCAAAGUAGAUUUUCUGAAGGGGAUGCUGCAGGCAGAGAAGCUGACCUCCUCCUCAGAGAAGGCACUAGCCAACCAGUUCCUGGCCCCUGGCCGAGUGCCAACUACGGCCAGGGAACGGGUACCAGCCACAAAGACAGUGCACCUACAGUCACGGGCACGGUACACCAGUGAGAUGCGGAGUGAGCUGCUAGGCACGGACUCUACUGAAGAGCCUGAACUGAAUGUGAGGAAGAGAACUGGGGCAGCAGGGCCCAGGCCAGAGGAUGAGAAGCAGUCAGCAGCCGAGCUAGACCUUGUCCUGCAGCGACACCAGGACCUCCAGGAGAAGUUGGCAGAGGAGAUGCUAGGCCUGGCCCGGAGCCUCAAGACCAACACACUGGCUGCCCAGAGUGUCAUCAAGAAGGAUAACCAGACCCUGUCACACUCACUCAAGAUGGCUGACCAGAAUCUAGAGAAGCUAAAGACAGAAUCUGAGCGGCUGGAGCAGCACACACAGAAGUCAGUCAACUGGCUGCUCUGGGCCAUGCUUAUUAUUGUCUGCUUCAUCUUCAUCAGCAUGAUCCUCUUCAUCCGUAUCAUGCCCAAACUCAAAUAAAGCCCUGGCCUUGUCCA